This is a messenger RNA of Entamoeba histolytica HM-1:IMSS, 447 nucleotides long. RefSeq lists its product as uncharacterized. The record is from RefSeq and is a predicted model, not a curated record. The coding region runs from base 1 to 447 and encodes 148 amino acids. The transcript has 2 exons. NCBI's taxonomy places the organism in Eukaryota, Evosea, Mastigamoebida, Endamoebidae.
AUGUAUAAAAGAGAAAUAAUGGACGGAGAACAACAAACCCCUUCUAUUAAUAAUAAUACUAAUAAUAAUGAACAAUCCUUUAGCUCUGGACUUGGAGUCACUUCAACAGGCAUUCCAGUAUUUGUAGAAGCAUUUUUAUCUUCAUUCUUUGUAUUGAGUUCUGCUAUUCUUUUCUUUGUAGAAAAGACAAAUGUUUAUUGCAGAUCAGUUGCUCUUCAAGGAGUAAUUUGGUUCUUUGUUUUAUUUAUUGCAGCAUUCCCUUUCUAUUUGACUUGUAUUGCUUUUGGUGGAUUUUUUGAAGUUGUAAUGAUGCUUUAUGUUUUGUUCUAUCUCAUAUUCAAAAUAUUCCUUAUUGUCAUUGCUCUUCUUCGUGCUCGUUCAGAAGUCUUCUUUGCUAUUCCCCCAUUUGGUCAUCUCAUCAACAAAUAUGCUGCUACUUCUGACUAA